Pteropus alecto (black flying fox) is the source of this 1056-nucleotide messenger RNA. RefSeq names its product RALY RNA binding protein like (gene RALYL). The record is from RefSeq and is a predicted model, not a curated record. Gene Ontology annotation, cellular component: nucleus. The transcript is spliced from 10 exons. Lineage: Eukaryota; Metazoa; Chordata; Mammalia; Chiroptera; Pteropodidae. Gene Ontology annotation, molecular function: RNA binding. The coding region runs from base 7 to 1056 and encodes 349 amino acids.
CCAACCAUGACCGGCAAAACACAGACCAGCAACGUGACUAAUAAGAAUGACCCCAAGUCCAUCAACUCCCGUGUCUUCAUCGGCAACCUGAACACAGCCAUCGUCAAGAAAGUCGAUAUCGAAGCCAUUUUCUCGAAGUAUGGAAAGAUCGUGGGGUGCUCGGUGCACAAGGGCUACGCGUUCGUGCAGUACAUGAGCGAGCGGCACGCGCGAGCGGCCGUGGCCGGGGAGAACGCCAGGGUCAUCGCCGGCCAGCCCCUUGACAUUCGCAUAGCCUGUGGCCCUGAACCGUUCUCACCUAGACCUUGUAAAAAAAAAAAAGAUUCGAGGCUUUAUAGACUUGAGUCAAAGGAGCCUUUCCUGUCCGUUGGUGGUUACGUCUUCGACUACGAUUACUACCGAGACGACUUCUAUAACCGGUUGUUCGAGUACCACGGGCGCGUGCCGCCGCCGCCCCGCACGGCCGUCCCCCUGAAGCGCCCCCGAGUGGCCGUCACCACGACUCGCCGGGGCAAAGGCGUCUUCUCCAUGAAGGGGGCGUCGAGAUCGGCCGUCAGCGGGUCGUCUUCAGGCUCCAAAUUGAAAUCAGACGAGUUACAGACGAUCAAGAAAGAGCUAACCCAGAUCAAAACCAAAAUCGACUCCUUGCUAGGGCGCCUGGAGAAGAUCGAGAAGCAGCAGAAGGCGGAGGCAGAAGCUCAGAAGAAGCAACCGGAAGAGAGCGCAGAGCUGAUCCGAGAGGGACACGCGACAGGGAACGCGGACCGCUCCACGGCGGAGCCCGCCCCGGGAGGCCCGGACGCGGACGGAGAAGAGACGACGGACGGGCCGGAGGAGGACUCGGACGAAGAAGCGGGUCACGAGCCGUGCCCCGGGGACGAGGACCGGCUCCCUGGCGCCCCCUCGGGCCCAGCCCUGUCCCUCACUGGGGAGAACCGCCCACCCUCAGUCGCAUGGCCCGCGGUCCUCCCGAUGCUGCUCACGCCGAUGGCCCUUCGGCGUCCGGCCCGGUCCCCGUCUUCCGUGCCCGCGCUGCCGGACACCCAGUCGUUAUGA